UCACAGGCCUUCAAUCCGUUUGGACAGAGUUCGCUGAUAAGGAGUCUUCAUUGGAAUCUUGACUUUCAUUUUCUUUCUUUUGGUAAUUUUCAACUUCUGACUUCUAGUAGUGUUGUUAUUUAACUGGACACCUCAGGUUCUGCGUCAAAGUUUCAGCAGUAAAAGUUAUAUGUUUUAAAGGCCUCUCUCCAUUUGGCUCACGGGUGUCUGGGUUGCUGUGACAGGUUACAUCUGGCUAAGGCACACACACACUCUCUCCACUGUGAAGCUGGAAGAGUUUGUGUUGCACAUACUUGCACUGAGAAGACUGAGUGUGUGUGUGGUCUGAGGGACUCAGCUGGUCUGGGAAACUGAGUCAGAGAGGCAGUCAGUUCUUAGUGCUGUCUGCCAGCAGUAAGAGAAGACAAGUUCAUACUGCUGAGUGCUGCUCAGAGAAAGCGAGCGGAGCCAAGGGAUGAUGAUGACAAUGAAACGGACCCUGUGCAGACUCUCCUGCUUGGUGACUCUGGUGGUGGAGCUGAGCUGGAUAAACGUGGGACACAGCAUGCACAGAGAGGUAGGAAGUAGGGUAAUGAAGCAGUGGGAAAGGAAAGUGCGGUCAGCCUCCAGCCUGGAUGAGUUGCUGAGGCUCGCAGACUUUCCUGACUGGAAGUUGUGGAAGUGUCGUCUGAGACUGCAGCAGCCAGAGGCCCAGACAGAGACCCUCUCUUCUCCGCCUUCAGUAGGGUCACACCGCUCUACGCGCUACGCUGCCGAAUCUUACAGCCUGGAGAUACUUAAAGCCAUAGAUGAAGAGUGGCAGCGGACUCAGUGUAUGCCAAGGGAAACAUGUGUUGACGUGGCCAAGGAGCUAGGCACCGACCCCUCAAUGUUCUUCAAGCCACCUUGUGUGUCCAUACACAGGUGCAGUGGUUGCUGCAAUCAAGAGGGUGUCACCUGCAGAAACACAACUGCUGUAUAUGUGAAUAAAACUGUCCUUAGUGUCAUUCCGUUCAAGUUUGUACCAGAACCUGUGCUAAUAAAAGUAGUUAAUCAUACAGAGUGCAGGUGCAUGGAGCCCGCCAUAAUACGACGUAAUGCUCAACCUCACAGGAGCAGUGGGUGCUCUCCAAUGGGCCAGCUGUCAGAGACAGAGGACUCCAGGAGACUUUGUGCCAGUGGGUUGAUCUGGGAUUGUUCCACUGACAGAUGCAUAUCUUACCCUUCCAGUACACCAGAGUUUCCAUUCAGUUCAUGGAUGCCCGAUUGUGAGAUAGAUGUGGAGCACUGUGACUGUCUUCCCAAACCUGCACCAACUCUUCAACCAAGACCGAUCCAUCGCUGCCAACUCAACUCUUCAAUCUGCGCCCACAGGCGUCAGCGUUUUGAUCAAGCCUCCUGCAGAUGCAAAUGGCCCAAGUAGAAGUCCACUGGGGAAAUAAAUUACGACAACCUGCUCGCCAAGGAUGUUUGGAGGCAGAGAGAAUAG
Molecule: messenger RNA, 1468 nt
Organism: Seriola dumerili (greater amberjack)
Lineage: Eukaryota; Metazoa; Chordata; Actinopteri; Carangiformes; Carangidae
Gene: vegfd
Product: vascular endothelial growth factor D
Exons: 8
Coding region: 455-1402 (315 amino acids)
Biological process (GO): positive regulation of protein phosphorylation; response to hypoxia; vascular endothelial growth factor signaling pathway
Cellular component (GO): membrane
Molecular function (GO): growth factor activity; chemoattractant activity; vascular endothelial growth factor receptor 3 binding
Source: RefSeq, a predicted model, not a curated record